AUGGGAAAUGCACAUACAAUAGAUGAGACUGUCAUGCUUCCUGCUGUGAAAGACAGCAUUUCAUCUGUUCUUGGAGAGAAAUUUGCAAAACAGCUGGACAUUGUUCCUUUGUUGAACAGCACAGUAUCAAGAAAAAUUGAAGAUGUGGCUUGCCAAGUGAAAGAAAAACUAAUGAAAGCAUCAAGAAAAGCAAAAUUAAUGGCACCGUUAACAGACAUGACAAAAGGAGGAAAAAGGAAAGACCUUCAGUGGUCCAAAGAAGCACUUCUAGCCUUUGAAAAGUUAAAAGUAGCCCUAUAUAAAAGUCCAUUGCUAUACACUCCAGAUUUUGAUAAAACUUUCUUUUUGAGAACCGAUGCCUCAGGAGUUGCAUUAGAAGUGGCGCUGGGGCGGAGGCGUCAGCUGCUCCCCUCUGCAGAGGCGCUGGUAGGCGGCCCCGGGGCAGCCCAGAGCACGGAGGAGGAACUCGGAGACUCCUCGCGGGGCCUGGCAGGGCAGGUGGCAGGGGCAGAAGGGCAGGCGGGCAGCCCCCGGGCCAGUGGGGGCAGCUGUGUGCGGGGGCCAGGCGUCCCCGAGCGUCGCGUAGGAGGCAGGAGGGAAAAGGAUGGAGACGCUUUGACUCUGAAGCAGCAAGUCCUGGCCUUUGAGGGAAAGUGCAGGAGCCCGAAGGAAAGAAGUGGAGGUGCCGCGGUGGACGCACGGAAAAGCAGGCAGCGCUCGUUUUCAGAGCCAGGAGUGCAGGUGCCUAAAGAGCCAGGGAGCCCAGCGUGUGAGGACAGAUGUGCAUCGGUGGAAUCGGGGUCUUGGGGAGCAGCAAAGAGCCCUAGAAAGAGGGGCAGGUGCUCUUUGUCUGAGUCAGGACCCCAGGAGAAAGAAGGAAGUCCUGGGGAGAGGGGUGAAAGCUUUUUGGCAGAAAUAGGCUUGUCCGGGCCUCUGGAUAAAGAAGGCAAUCUGGGAAAGCAAGACAGGCUGAUUGUGGAACCAAAGUUACAGAAACCAAAGAAAAGGGGUAGGUAUUCCUUAGGGAUAUGGCAGCCACAAGGUCCUCAAGAGCUAGCAAGCCCAAGAAAGAGAGAGAAGCAUUCAUUAGCAGUGGAGUCCCAAAGCUUAGGCCUUCAAGGAGGAGGAGCAAGUAACUUGGGGGUAGAGGGUGAGCACUUCUGCUCUGUUGUGAAGUUAGGGCUGCAGAGCACGGGCCUCCAGGAAAGUACAGAGAGCCCAAAGAGAAGGAGUAAGCACUCCUUGGUAGUACCAGCAAUGAUAGGCCCUUAUGAGGGAGCUGGGAAUAUAAUAAAGAGAGGCAAAUUAUCUGCCACAAACCUGCAACCAAUAAACUUAGGCCUUCAGGGAGGAAAGAGAACUAUAGGGAAAAGAGCCAGGAGCUCCUCUGUAAAAUUGUGGCAGUCAGGAUCCCAGAGUGAAGCAGAAAUUUUAGGGAAAGCAAGUAAAAGUUUCUCUGAGGGAGGAAGACUCUCGGAAAGCAGGAAGAAGAGUUCCUCAACAGAAAAAUGGGUAACUGAAUAUGUAGAGGAGAGGUUGAUGCCAAACAGGGUUUCUCUUACCGGGACUACUCAAGGGAACAGACAAGGAAAGCUGGAUAAGCAACAGGCUUCAGGGCAAGAAGUUAUUUCUGCACCUACAAAUGAUCUGUUCAUUAACAGACUAGAGGAUGAUGGUGAAAGACAGACAGAUGGCGAUGAAGAGACUGUGGUUUCAUCUGAAUUAAAAUUAAAGAUAAGGAAACCUACAAAGAGAAAAGGAAUGGACGUUAACGAAGUUCCAGAUGCACAAGUUGAAAAGCUGCUAGAGACUGCUCAGAAUACAGCAAAAGAAUCCAAUGUAAGGACAUCAUCACUAGUAGCUUACUCUGAAUCUUUCCAAGUACCUCAGUCAGAUGGGACUCAAAGUAAGAUAUCAGCAUCCCGUUGUUUAGCAAGAGGUUCUGCAGUAGAUUGUAAUAGAAGAAAAAAUAAAAUCACCAAGAUCAAGUGUUUACAAAGAUUGACUGUACAAACAGCUGAAAAUAAACUGACAACAAGCAAAUCAAUAGAGUGUAAAGAUGAGUGCAGAGAAGCCUUGAAACAGCAUAACAGUUUGCUGUCCACAGCAGAAAAGAAUCCAGUUGUGGCAUUACAUGACUGCCGUUACCUUAAUACUUUUGUAAAGUCUUCAGUUGAUGGAAGCGGCAACAGUUAUAAAAUUGAUAGUGGCUUCUUGCACAUACUACACAGUAAAACUCUUUGUCCUGGUAGCGUUACUGGACAGAGUGGUAUGAAUGCAGUGCAACCUGAGAGAUGGUGUGCACAGGGGAUUAUAUCAUUUGAUGAAGUAGGAACAUGCCAAAACAGAGAGAAAUGUUUUUCAUGCUCUCUAAACAGAAAUAAGUGCUUCAGGGAAAGAAAAUGGAAUAUUGGUGAAAAGCCCAGGAAAAAGAUGAAGCUUUUUGAGAAAACAGAAAAAUUAGCAACCCAGAGUGUUCUCCCAGGCAGGGUCAACAGUGAGUGUGAAUUACAUACAGGAAAUAAAACUCUUGCAACGGUUUCUUUGGAAGUUUUAGGGGAAUUAAAUAGAAAUAAAAUUUGUUUGUCAUCUUCAUGUGAUCUAAUAUCAAAUGCCCAUGUGGAAACUAAUACUAAAAAAGUACUAAAUAGUCUGCCUAAACCAGUCAGUAGAAAAAUGUGCAUGAAACCUGGUGCCAUAGAAGAUAGAUUUGAGAAGAAUCUUCAGCUCCCUGAAGCUGAACAGAGUGAAAAGUCUUUCUUUAAUGCAGAAAGUAUGGCACCACAAGAUCAUUCUAACUUGAAAAGUCCUGGAGUGAUUAGAUUGGUCAGUGACAUUUCUAAUUGCUGCAGUGAUUCAGGCAGUUGUCAGAAAAAAUUGUUGAAUGAAAAAUUGUUAAAAAAACCUGAGAAGUUGCAAGCAUCCAGCUGUCAAAGAGCAAUACCAGUGACUGGCAAAAAUGUUUGGCCUCGUGAAUCAUGUGCCAGGACUUCUGUAUGGUUUCCUAAAAAAGAUGUAACCAUCAUAGAAAAACAUUUUUCCGUAACUUCUUUCCAGGGCCGUUCGUAUCAAAACACCGAAACUUUGAGAGGUAUGGAUGUAACUGAUAACUCCAAGCAAUUAUAUCUGCAUAUGUCUAUGACAGAAAUUAACAAACAAAAUGCAUGUAAAAUAACAGAUUCUAAUACAGAAUGUUUAGCUUCUGUUGCAAUACCAGGAUCAUCUCUCUCAGAUAUUAAUGGGGCUUUGAGGGUCACAAAAGAUGAAAACUUGGAGUUGUCAUUAGACAAAGGUAGAAGUUCCGUGACUUUUAACUCUGACAGUGUGCAGGAAGGCAAGGUAACUUUAAAUUUGUCAGGAAAACAAAAACAAGAUAAAAAUAAAGGUGCUUUAAAAGCAAAAAAUGUAGCCAUGACUUUCCAAGAUAGCACGUCUGCAGAUAAUGUAGGCAAAAUGAUCUGUAACCCUGAGAUACCUGUUACAAAACAAACUCAGGAAUUUCCAGGCUUAGUGAGAAUGUUAAGCACAGGAAAUCUGUCAAAUUUCAAAAUUCCUUUACUGAGAAAUAAAAUUGAAUCCAGGAAAGUGGACUAUAUUAGAUCAUUUGAAAGAGAAACAUACAGUCCAUUGGAACUUCUUGACAAUUCUGCUGCUACACCAGUAAGGCAGAACAGGACCAAGGAGAAUUCCCCUUUGGUGUAUUCUGACUUUUUUCUGGCCACUGCAAAGGAAAAAGCUUACCAAAUCACCAAUAAAAACUUUGGAAAUGAUGGUUCAGAAAGACUUUCAGAUGAAAAAAAAAGACUUGCUGAACAUAUUUCUUCAUGUACAUGGGACUUUCCUGAGAGAGAAUUAAUGUCACCUACUUCAGAGGGUACUUCCGGUACUGAAUUUAGAGAGAGAAGUAAUGUGGCUGAUCACUCCAGCAAAACAGUUAAACAUUCUACUUCAUCUGAAGUAUUUGUCAAUGACGAAAACAAAUUGAAAGAGAAGCCUACACAGAGUUCAUCUUCGAACUUUCCAGAUGUUCUUAAAGCAUAUGAAGAUGACAUUCUUGUGAUAGAUGUAAUUCAGGAUGACCCUGACCUUUUUGGAACUACUAAUGAAGGAGAGUUUACAGUGGACUGUGAAACUGAAAUUAAGAAGCAUGAUAAUAUUCUCACCCCAGUGGAAAAGCGGAAUUUUACUCCCAAAUUCCAUAACCUUCAAGAAAAUAAGGACUCAAACUAUUAUCAUGGGUAUGCAAGAGACAGUCCCAUUCAAGAAUCUGGAACAUUGCAACCUAUCGCAGAUUCCUGUGAUUCCUUGAUAACAGCUAACGAAAUUAAUAAACAUGAUUCUUCAAGAGGAAGCAGCCCUUUGGGAGGUGUAACAGAGGAGUCUUCUGAGGAUGGGCAACUGACUGAAUCAGAUGAACACACAAAGGGUUCCAGUGUGGAUGAGAAGGACAGAUUUUCAGGCAAAUCUUCUGUAAAAGAAGAAAAAGACAGCAUUUAUGAGAAAAGCAGUGAUUCUGAGUGUGCAGAAUUUGAGAGCCCUGAUCUUCCACUAGGAUUGCAGCUGCCUUGCCUGGAAGUAAAAGCCCAUCAUGGAAGCACAGUACAGAAACCCGGGAUGAAUGAUUUCAGAUAUAUAGGCAAGUGCCCACUCUUACCAUUUCCCAAUUCCAACUGUUACGAACCAUGGAAAAUGGACAAAAGUGUGCCAGUUUCCCACUCCAUCCAGAAAAUCCUGGAGAUUGAAUUGCCCCGUAAAUAUUGCAGAUUUUAUUUCAAUACGCUGCGUGGCUGUGAGAGAGCAGAAUGUUGGUUUUGGCAUAUUCCUGAAAAAGGAGAUGAAAAGAUUUGCAUGGCAGUACUUCGGACAUAUAUAAAUAUUAACGAAACAAGUCUGCUACAACGUGCAGUCCAGAUAUUUAUGAAUUACUACAGAGAAGUUACUCCUGGUUUGCAUUUUGAUUUACAAGUCCUGAAUGACCUUCUGAUUGCUUUGCUCAAGCAUUGCUUGUUGAAGGAAGUAUUUCCGCUGUUAAACAUUGGUAUAAUGAUUAAAAGGCUGCCACCUAUUGAUGUGAUUCUGAAAGUGUUUGAACAUGUGGCUUCCACGAAUAUUAGAGAGGCUGUGCCUAUAUUAAUAGAUGCCUUUUGUAAGCUUUUUGAUGCCGGAAUGGGUUUUGAGUCUGAACAUUUUAACUGUAUUGUUAAGUUCCUUCACCAAUUGCAAGUUUCCAGUCAGGAAAUAAAUACUAUUUUGAACAUAAAAUCCAGGUUUCAAGCAAAACAGUUUAAAAAGAACUGGCUUUGUGACAUAAAUAUGGCAAUAGCUGAAAUUCAGCACUGUAAAGAAAAAAGUGACUGGUCCAGUUUGGGAACUUUAUAUAUAAAUGUUCGAAUGGGAUGUCAAAAUUUUGGUGACCUUCAAAAAUUAACUCUCUGUAUUGCUGAAAUACUAACACGAGACUCCACAGAAGAGAGACCAGGAGUUCCUUUUUGUGAGUUUGCUGAAACAGUUAUCAAAAAUCCACAACAUAAUGAAGGAGACAAAAUUUUUCUGGGAAGAAUUGGGAUCAGUGUUAUGUAUUCUUAUCACAGAGUACUGCAGUGGUCAAAGGGCAGGAAGGUUUUGGAUAAAUUACAUGAGUCUCAGAUAUAUUUCACAAGCUUAAAAGGACUUACUGGUCCUGAGAGGUUAGCAUCAAGAUGCCAAAUCGUUAAUGUUGCUGCAGAAAUAUUUCUUAAAAGUGGAAGUCUAGAUGGAGCCACAUGGGUAUUAAGAGAUUCAGAAUGGGUAAUAGAUACAGCAGUGUGGCCCUGCGAUAGAAUGGAUGUCCUCAGUCGACACAAUCUGCUAUGUGCCCUUGCAUGUGAAUAUUUGACUAAAAGCCAGUAUAGGCAAACAUUUGAAAUUUUGCAGAAUCUACCAGGUUUCCAAACUUGUUCUGAUGCUCUAGAUGUCUCCCAAUACAGCCUUCUUUUUAACAAACUUCUAGAUGCCUGUAUUGAGAGUAAAAGCCUGGGAGUAUCUUCUUCUGUAAUAGAUUUCAUGCUUUCAAAGAAUGUUCCUAUUGAUUUUACUUUACUGAGAGGAUUAAUUACAACAUUGGGGAGGAGCUGUUUAUGGCUUAAAGCCAGGACCUAUUACAAAAGUGCUUUAUCAUUGGGUUGCUAUCCACCACUGGAAGGAAAUUUGUAUCGCAAACUUCUGCUGAUUCCUUCUUACAUGUCUGAAGUUGAGAUGCUGUUGGCUAUUGAAAUAUUCCUCGUUUCAAAUGCAAGUAAUAUUCAGAGUCCAGGUGCUACUAGUCAGACACUUCAAAUCAUACUGAAAAGAUGUGAAGAACAUAAGGUGCAAAGUAAAGAUGAUUAUCGAACAGCAAUGGACAGAGUAAUUCUAGCUGCUCGUAUAUCUGAUCCAAAGCUUUUUCUUAAGCACAUGACUAUGAACAUUAAUAUGGAACAAGUUUACAGUUUGGAACAUAAUUCUGCUAUAAAAUGGCUGAAGGAAAACAUGAAAUGGGCUGGAAAAGUCUGGCUUUUUCAGUAGCUAUUAGUUGGUAAUGAUUUUUUUUUUUGAACUGUUGAAGUAAUCAUUGUUGAAAAUAAUAAAUAUCAAUAAAGACUGUUUCCACUGUGUUUAUACCCUAUGUCUUAUUGAUUCACAGCAACAUUUGUAAGGUUUCAAAUCGUAAAUUAUUCUUGAAAUGAUUACA
Molecule: messenger RNA, 6709 nt
Organism: Alligator sinensis (Chinese alligator)
Lineage: Eukaryota; Metazoa; Chordata; Crocodylia; Alligatoridae
Gene: TOPAZ1
Product: testis and ovary specific PAZ domain containing 1
Exons: 23
Coding region: 1-6543 (2180 amino acids)
Biological process (GO): spermatocyte division; spermatid development
Source: RefSeq, a predicted model, not a curated record